Messenger RNA from Paramecium tetraurelia, 579 nucleotides. RefSeq lists its product as uncharacterized. Lineage: Eukaryota; Ciliophora; Oligohymenophorea; Peniculida; Parameciidae. The transcript has 3 exons. The record is from RefSeq and is a predicted model, not a curated record.
AUGGUCAAAGCAUAACAGAGCCAAAUUUAGAAAUAAAAAAAAUUAAAGAAAGAAAAUGAUUUAAAGGAUCUACUUAACGAAAUUGAAAAAAAGAAUUAAAUUUUGAGUGAAUUCAGAAAUAAAGCGGAUAAACUUCAAUCAAUAAUAAAAAAUCAAAUAUAAAAAAUCAAAAUCUACCAAAGAAUGCUCAAUCGAAAAGGGGAAUUGCCAGUAACAACUUAAAUCAGAGAAGUAGUCAUUCUGCUGUUGACUAAAUAAAGAGAAUAAAUUGAUCUUGCAUUUCAAUAAUAUGAGGAUUAAUUAAAAGAAUUAUAUUGUUAAAUUGAAUAUUUUAAGGAACAAAAUAAUAACUUAUCUGAGGAGAAUAAUAAAUUACAAAUUAAUUAUCAAAUAUUCUAAAUUAAAGAGGAGAAUGAGGAAAUCAAUUGCAUGAAGAAUUUGAAAAUUAAAUCAUAUCAAUCAAAUUUUUAUGAAGGAAAACCAACACCUUAAAUAAUAGCGUAAAUCUCCAAAUAUCCAAACACAUUUAAAAUCCAUAGAUGGAGAGAGCUUAGUUCAUUUUAAAUCAAUAUAGACUGA